This is a messenger RNA of Scatophagus argus, 3840 nucleotides long. RefSeq names its product nuclear casein kinase and cyclin-dependent kinase substrate 1a (gene nucks1a). Gene Ontology annotation, cellular component: cytoplasm. The record is from RefSeq and is a predicted model, not a curated record. Bases 296 to 1210 code for a protein of 304 amino acids. Lineage: Eukaryota; Metazoa; Chordata; Actinopteri; Scatophagidae. Gene Ontology annotation, molecular function: single-stranded DNA binding; double-stranded DNA binding. Gene Ontology annotation, biological process: double-strand break repair via homologous recombination; interstrand cross-link repair. The transcript has 8 exons.
AACUAGGACCCACCCCUCAAGGCCGCGGGGUUUGGUUGCACACAGGCUGCAGUUUCAGUUUGUUUUAUUCACCAUUUUGAGUAGCUGAAGGUAAAAAAAAAUAAGAAUAUUUGCGUGUGGAGGAGAAGUCGCUGCCGUACUGUUAUUUUCACGCGCUAGCUCGGACGGUGGAGUUGUGCGUCAACCUCGCUCCCCUCGGUGUUUUGCAGAGCGGGAAUCUAUUUCUUUUUUCCCUGUGCUUUUUUUCUUCUCCCCCCUUUUCUCACAUCCUUAACCUCUACAGUAUUCCUGCAAAAUGUCAAGACCAGUGAGGAACAGGAAAGUGGUGAAUUACUCACAAUUCAACGAGUCUGAUGAUGCAGAUGAGGAGUAUGGUGACAGUAAGCCUAAGAAGGUGCGCACAGCCCCUCGUGAGCCCAAGCACAAGCGCUCAAAGAACUCACAGGAUGACAGCGAGGAGUCUGAUGACAAGCUCUCCAAAUCCAAAAAUGAUUCAGCAGAUGACUUUGGCAGCGAUGAUGAAGACAAUGACUUUGGAGAGGAGGAGGAUGAGGAUGGAGGAAGCGACUACGAAGAAAAAAGAGGGAAAAAGGCAAAGAAAGCCAAGGUGGAGAAGCCCAGCAAGAGGGGGCCGAAGAGAAAACGGGCUGCAGAUGACAGCGACGACGACAGGGAAGUGAGUCGAAAGCGUACAGUGCGCCAGGCGGCCUCCAAGGCUGUGUCCAAACAGAGGGAGAUCCUGCUGGGCGACGGAGGCAGCGAGGACGAGGAGCACGAAGACCACGAGGAGUCCUAUAUGGAUCCUGACGAGUCCGGCAGCGACGAGGACUUCAUGGUGGAGGAUGAUGAUGACAGUGACUAUGGUCACUCCAAGAAGAGAGGCAAGAAGGUGAUUCGACGGGGACGGCCGGACAAGAAGGAGAAGAAAAGCCCCAAACCUCGACUAAAGGCCACAGUGACCCCCAGCCCGAUGAAAGGAAAGGGGAAGGGACGCCCCAGCACCAAGGUCCUGGAGAAGAGCUCACCCAAAGAGGAGGAGGAGGAGGAGGACCCCGAGAGUCCCCUGGAGGAAGAGGAGGAGGAGGCCGAGAAGAAAGAGACCUCCCCCGCCCCCAAGACGACGAAGGAGGCUGCAGGAGCAGAUGAGGAGGAGGAAGACGAAGAGGAGGAGGAUGGCUCGGAAGAGGAGGCGCCCUCUGGAGAAGACUAGAAGAUGCUACCCGCUUGUCUUCUCUCUCUUCUCAAUGUUUUUGUUUUCUUUGUUGCUCUGCGUUUAGAGUUGUUUUUUUUUUUGUUUUGUUUUUUUGCUGUUUUUUUUUUUCAGUUUCUUUCUUUUUUUUGUUUUGUUUGUUUUGUUUUUCGUUUUGUUUUUCCUCCUGGCGGCCUGGCUCAAAGGUUUGGACUUUGUGUGCUAUUUCCUGUUUUGCUUUCCCCGCCCCUCCCCCGAACCGAGACAUCGUGCUCACGUGACCGUUUGGUGUCUUUCAUUUUCAGCACCAGAGCCACAACACAUUCAGCCUUACCCACGUUCCCGUAUCUGUCAUUUACAUUCAGCAUUUUAGCGUGAAAAUCCAGACGAGUCUGCCUUCCGAGAGCGCAGUGCUAGCGAGCAUCCGUCCUCAGUGUGAAGAAACCAGUUGUGUCUGUGGGUUUAUUUUUCCCUCUCCUGGGAUUAUCAGACACAGCUGGCCACACAGUUUUUUUCCUGUUUAUUUGACGGAUCUGUGAUUACGGAAAGUAUUGUUCCGGGACUUCUCUGUGUCGGUAACUAAAGCACUGUAUUUACAAAGCGACGUCAAGUCAGCACAUGCAGGCCUGAAGCCUUUUCCCGCCUCUCUUUGGUACUUUGUGCUUUUAAACCUGGAGCUUAUUUUAACAGGGCAGCGAUAGUUGGGUUGUUGUUUUAAAACCUCUAGGGCCGCUCUUUCAGUUGAAGUACCUUUUUAAUUUUAUUUUUAAAACCUGCUUGGUUCAGACUCGUAGCUGCUGCUUCUUAGAUUCGGUUAAGGUUGUGGUCCUGCAGACGGGCGGAGUGGUGGGUCACCGCUGAGUGUUUGCUAUGUGCUGGACUGCCACUGCCACACAUUUCAAGCCAAUGUGUUUUUAUGUACUUUUGUAUGUUUGUGGAGGGUCUGUUUUUUGUUUUUCCUUCCUUCCUGCCUUCCUUCCUUCGCUCAGCCCACCAGCUGCCUGUGAAACGGUUUUUGUUGUGCUUUCUAACGAGACACCUUUGCUACGUGAAGCAAACACACCCCUCCUUCCCCUUUCAAAACAUGAUCUCCCGCCUCAGUGCAUGGCUGCAGCAUCUUCUCAACAUUCAGCCCCUUGUGCCAGGCAGCCCAUCUUUUAUUUUGUUUUGUUUUGUUUUGUUUCUUUUUUUCAAGAAAUGCAAGAAGAGAUGUUUCUUUUUUUUUUGUGAGAGUUAAAAAAAUGAAUGUCGUUUUUUCUCUUGUUGGUUCAUUGUUCUAAUUCUCUAUUCAGAUUUUUUUUUUUUUUUUUUUUGUAAUGUUUGUUUUUUAAGAAAAGAAAUAAAAUGUAUCUUGAUUUUAAAGAAAAAAAGUUGACCCUAUCCAAUCUGUUCUGCCUGAUGGUUGGACCAGCCACCCCUCCCUGGUUUACUCCUGUCCCCUCACUCUCUCCUCCCCCACUCCCAGUCCCAUCAGCUUAAUGGUUACUGCUCGUAUCCAUGUCCAUUUGUCUCUCAGAGCUUUUUAUUCAUCCUCACAAGUAGAUAUAUAUUUUUUUUGCGAUUCAUAAUUCUACAGUACUGAGGUUUAGAAAAGAUCGGCGGCUCAUCUGGCAUUCGUUUGUCUGUUAAUGCCUUAAUUUUCAUUGAGUUCGGUUUCAGUAGUGGCUCUGAUGACGUUUCUGGAGGCCUGAGAAUGUAACCUGUCCUCAUGUUUUAGGUCUUUGCUACACGCAGCGUAUUUAGGCUCUGAACAUGUCAACAAUUUGUACGAUCAGAAGACCAUCCAAAGCCAUAAACGAUCUCAAAACUAGUGACUCAGAGAUCAGGUGCAGCACUUGUGAGAUUGUCCUUUUUUUGCGAAAAGUAGUGUUUUGAUGUCAGGGCAAAAAUAAAACGACAAUAAAAGGCUGCUGUUGUGAUCUUGGGAACAUAAAUUCAUUUAUCAGUCGUUUGUCAGGAGAAAUUCUACUUCGUCCCAAGGCUGCAAUAGAAAUCAGUCCUGGAUGUGUACAGGACACACUUGAACCCAGUUGUCGGUUCAGAAGCACAUUCAAUUGUUUUACGACUGUCCUUGGAGUGUUUUUCUACAUUCAGGUCCUGAAUUGGCACCCAAUCCUUAAUGUCAUUUUAAGAAGAUUGGAUAAGAAUAAGAAAAUAAAUAGGAGAAUUUUUUUUUUGUUUAUACCAAUCUCAAGCUCAGAGAGCUCUGUUGGCAGUAGGAUCAGAUACUGUCUGUAGAUCACAGCGCUGAGGGCUUGACUUGAGGGUCCUCUCCAUCAUCACACAGGGGGCACAUGGCAUAAGGCUGUGAAUUUCUCCUCUUUCAUCCAUUCUUCUUCUGUUGUACUGUUUUUGAUGGUUUUUUUCUAUCUACCUUCAGUUGUACUGGCAAUGUAAAUGUAAGCCGAGUUGUGAUUCCUACAGGAGACCAAGUGGAGAAGCUUUUGUCAGUAGAGUGGAAAAGGAACGCUGAACUCUUGAAUCUUUUGCAUGUUGUGGAUAAAGUGUGAAGCGAAGAUGAUGAUGAUGAUGUUGCUGGUGAUGGCAAUAUUGUGGUCUUACAAAAAAAAAAGGUAUUAACAACACGAUGUUGAUAAUGUUUUGGUUUCCCAGCUUCUAAUAAAGGCAACCUACUUUUUAUACAGAUUUAA